Molecule: messenger RNA, 1301 nt
Organism: Lycium barbarum (goji berry)
Lineage: Eukaryota; Viridiplantae; Streptophyta; Magnoliopsida; Solanales; Solanaceae
Product: probable galacturonosyltransferase-like 4
Exons: 2
Coding region: 43-1134 (363 amino acids)
Cellular component (GO): Golgi apparatus
Molecular function (GO): glycosyltransferase activity
Source: RefSeq, a predicted model, not a curated record
CUUCCUUUUUCCUAAUGCACUAUUCUAAAUGCAAGCUGCAGGAUGGCCUUUUGGAGUUUUCCCCCUUCUUCUCAUCUCCUUGGCCUCCUGUUUCUCUUCCUAUUUGCAAACCAAAUCUCCUUGACCACCACUACAACUACAACUACCACCACCAUGAUCACCACUGGCGUCCGCGUUGGCGUCAUCUCGAAACCAACCUUCCUGCAUGUUCCCGUCUUUCGAGAGGCACCCGCUUUUCGCAACGGGAGGGACUGCGGUUCAUCGGCCAUCGACCGUAUUCAUGUGUCCAUGACCCUUGAUGCUAAUUACUUGAGAGGUACCAUGGCUGCAGUGUUUUCCAUCCUACAACACUCAACAUGCCCAGAAGAUGUCAUGUUUCACUUUUUAUGUGUAAGACAUGAACCUGUGGUAUUUUCUAGCAUUAAAUCCACUUUCCCUUACCUCAACUUCAAGCUCUACAAAUUUGAUGCCCACAGGGUCCGUGGCCUAAUUUCAAAAUCAAUUCGUCAAGCCUUAGACCAACCAUUAAAUUAUGCGAGAAUUUAUCUGGCUGAUCUUAUUCCGAUGGAUGUGAAACGCAUAAUUUAUCUUGAUUCUGACAUAGUUAUCGUUGAUGACAUCGUGAAAUUAUGGCAAGUUGAUCUUGGUGACAAGGUACUAGCCGCGCCCGAAUAUUGUCAAGCGAAUUUCACGACUUAUUUCACCGAUUUAUUUUGGGAUGACCCAGAAUUUUCGUGUACGUUUGAAGGGCGAAAACCGUGCUACUUCAACACGGGAGUUAUGGUGAUGGACGUUGAUAAAUGGAGGCAUGGAAAUUAUACGCAGAAAGUCGAGGAUUGGAUGGUUAUUCAAAAGCAAAAAAGAAUAUAUCACUUAGGUUCUUUGCCACCUUAUUUGCUAACCCUAGCUGGAAAUAUUAUGCCUAUUGAUCAUAGAUGGAACCAACAUGGAUUGGGUGGUGAUAAUAUUGAAGGUAAAUGUAGGAGUUUGCAUCCUGGGCCAAUUAGCCUAUUACAUUGGAGUGGUAAAGGUAAACCAUGGUUGAGAUUGGAUUCAAGAAAACCAUGUACUGUUGAUCAUCUAUGGGCUCCUUACGAUCUUUAUCGUUCCUCGAGGCAUUCUUUCGAGGAGUGAUGCAUAUCGAGCAUGCAUGCAGACAAAGGCGGAUUCUGAAUUUAACUUGAAGGGUUCAGUAUUUAUGUUCUUGUUACUACCGGACCAUUAUUGUACUUCUAACAUUAUGGGGUUCAUAAUGUACUAUUUAUUGAAAAUUUAGUGAUUUUUCUCAUAUAUAUAUAUAU